AUGGCGGCGAGGGCACCGGGUGAGUGAGGAGAGGGGAGAGUCGGUGGUGAAGGGGCUGCAGCGGGGAGGGAGGAGGGCGGGAAGCUUCCCGGUGAAAGAAAAUGGUCGAGGGGGCCCGCCAGUGCUUGUGUGGCAAUACACGGGGCGUGUGCGAGAGGUUAUGAUUGCCUGGUGGGGACGGAGAGGACACGGGGCGCCUUCUGUUAACUCUUGGCGUGCCAAGCGGUUGUGGGUUUUUCCACAGUGUAAUCAUGGGUCAGCAAACUUUUUCAGCAGGGGGCCGGUCUAAUGUCCCUCAGACCUUGUAGGGGCCGGACUAUAUUUUGAGGGGGAAAUGAACGAAUUCCUAUGCCCCACAAAUAACCCAGGGAUACAUUUUAAAUAAAAGCACACAUUCUGCUCGUAUGAAAACACCAGGCAGGCCCCACAAAUAACCCAGAAAUGCAUUUUAAAUAAAAGGACACAUUCUACUCAUGUAAAAACACGCUGAUUCCCAGACCGUCCAUGGGCCGGAUUUAGAAGGUGAUUGGGCCGGAUCCGGUCCCCCGGGCCUUAGUUUGCCUACCCAUGGUGUAAUCCUUUAAGGGCAUACUCAGAAGUAAGCCACGUCACGUUCAACGCAGGCAAUAGGGUUGCAUGUUAAGAGUUUCCGUAGCGAAGGGUGUUACUCUUGUGGGACCCUUAUUCACGUACUGCUUUGAGGUCCGCCUCAUCGCCCUCCCCCCUUCUUUCUAUCCACAUAACCAGCAAAAGGUUUGUAGGCGAAUCUUCUCACUGCCCGAAAAGCUUGAUUUAGUUGUUUAUAGUCACGCUUCAUGCUGUGCACCAGUAGCAAUUUGUAAUUAUCCCACGAGGGCUCUCAUUCUAAGUAAUCUAAGGGUAUCCGGGAAGCAAAGAAUAGAUGAAUGAAAAGCUCAUUUGGGAGUUUCAUUUUGGCCACCCUUAUCUCUUGAAACAAACAGGUGGCAAACGGCCCUCUAGAACAGCAGCAAGUAGCAAACCUGUCACUCCUUUAGCUUGUGAGUUGCAACACAAUGCAUCCUUCUGAAUGUGUCUCCUCCGCAGCUUGCAGUCAGUGUUAGAAAGCUAGGAGCUACCGUAUUUUUCGCACCAUAGGACGCACCGGACAAUAGGACGCACUUUGUUUUAGAGGGGGGAGAACAAGAAAAAAAAAAUCUCCCCCUCUCUGCCCAGCGCCCCUUCAGCGAAGUGGCAGGAGGCGCUGUGCAGAGAGGGGAGAACUUCCCCUCUUGUUUUCCCGCUCUAAAACAAGGUGCCGUUUAAGGUGCGUUCAGGCGGCUAUCUUGGAAGCCUGGAGAGCGAGAGGGGUCGGUGUGCACUGACCCCUCUCGCUCUCCAGGCUUCAGGUUCCUUUCGACCUGCUCUUUGGGGCUGGCGGGGGGAAGCCCACCACCAGCCCCAAAGAGCAGUUCAGGGAGCAGCGGAGAGGCUCCUGCCAUAGCCGCCCGUCAUCUCUCCAGCUGGGAGAGGGUCGCGGGGGGCUGCUUUAGCCCCGCGCGCUCUCCCGGCUGGAGAUGUGACAGGCGGCUAUGGCAAGAGCCUCAAGAGCCGCGCGUCACCUCUCCAGCCGGGAGAGGGUCGUGGGGGCUGCUUGGCCCCGCGCGCUCUCCCGGCUGGAGAGGUGACGGGCGGCUAUGGCAAGAGCCUCAAGAGGGUCGCGGGGUGCUUCUUAGGCCCCGCGCGCGCACUCCCGGCUGUAGAGGUGACGCGGGGCUGUAGAGGCUCCUGCCAUAGCCGCCCGUCACCUCUCCAGCCGGGAGAGCGCGCGGGGCUAGCAGCCCCGCGACCCUCUCCUGGCUGGAGAGGUGACGGCGCGGCUAUUGAGGCUCUUGCCAUAGCCGCCCGGCACCUCUCCAGCCAGGAGAGCGCGCGCGGGGCUAAAGCAGCCCCCCGCGACCCUCUCCCGGCUGGAGAGGUGACGCGCGGCUAUUGAGGCUCUUGCCAUAGCCGCCCGUCACCUCUCCAGCCGGGAGAGGGUCGCGGGGCUAUGGCGUCUUCGCUCCAUAGGACGCACACACAUUUUCCCUUCAUUUUUGAAGGGAAAAAAGUGCGUCCUAUAGAGCGAAAAAUACGGUAAAUAGCACCAUAAACCUAGGUUAUGGGCGCCGCAAUGAAGUGUCUAGGCACACUUUUUAAAAUAACUAUAAUACAAAACUGAAAAUGAAUGAACUGCAGCUAAAAUAUUAUGUUCAUUUUUCACAUAGUCUAGUCCUUCCCCUGCCCACCCCCCUAAUAUUCUUAAUAGCAUCUCUUCUCCAGUCUUCAGAGAGUAGCUGGAAGUGGGGAGGCAGAAAAAGGUUCUCCUUUCCUUCCACUCUGCUGUUUUAAUCUGAAAUCUUAGGUGCAGUACUGCACCCAGAGCUCAGAAACUGCUCGCACUAAUGAAAUUCUAUGUCGCAAAAUGCACCUAGAACAAUGGGAGAUUCUAACACUGCUUGCAGUGCACGUAGUACAAUGUUAAUUAUGAAUCUAGCCAUAUACUGUCAACUAUCAAAGGCAGGGUUAGGCAACCUAAGGCCCGUGGGCCGGAUGCGGCCCAAUCAUCUUCUCAAUCCGGCCUGCGGACGGUCUGGGAAUCAGUAUGUUUUUGCAUGAGUAGAAUGUGUCCUUUAUUUAAAAUGCAUCUCUUGGUUAUUUGUGGGGCAUAGGAAUUCAUUCAUAUAUAUUUUUUCAAAAUAUUGUCUGGCCCACCACAUGGUCUGAGGGACGGUGGACCAGCCCACGGCUGAAAAAGGUUGCUGACCCCUGAUCAAAGGGGUAGUAAUUCUUGAAGGCACUAAACAUGUUAAAAUGCUUAUUGUUUUGAGAAAAGCUAUGAAGUGACACUGCUUGCAGUUGAGGGCAGGUUUUACUUCAUGAUUUGUUUAUUGUUGCAUAGCUGCUAAUGCACAAUAGAUGGUGGGUGCAGGUGGUGUGGCUGAUAACUAAGCAAACGUUCAUCUCAUCUUCUGUUACAUAGCUGUUUCAUGGAUAUUUUGAGUAGCAUUGUGUUUUUACAUCCUGUUGACAAGUGCACAGCAUCCAAACUGUUGUUCCUACUUUCUGUUUAUUACAAAUGUUGCAUGUUUAUAAAAGCAAACUAAAAUACUGUAGAUUCUUUGUGUCUGAAUAAAUGCCUCUACCAGUUAUACUCUUGAAAUAACAGUGGUCAUUAAUACUUCCAGCUGCAGCCAGCGGUCGUCUCCUUGAUAGUAUUCGCAAAUGGUAUUACAGUGCAGCUGGAUUCAACAAAAUUGGUAGGUGUUGGAAGCCCUUUACUGUUGAAGUUGUUUGGUUUGGAACCUGACUAAGAAGAGUCUGUUGUGGGGGGAGAAUUAUCUUGCAUUUUGUCCACUUUCUGCUAGUAUCUUUCUUUGGAUUCUUCUUCUUGGUGUUGUGACUGAGUGUGUUAAUUUUUAUUAUCCACAUCUGGUUUUUUGCAGAAAAGAAAUGGGACAGUUUUAAAUAAAUCUGGGUAAACCAGUGGCCUUUGAGAAUACAGAAGUUGGCUGUCCCUGUUUUCGAUCACGAACAAUAGUAAAAUAUAUAUCAAAAUCUAAUACAGGUGUGGGUGGUUUAGGUUUGUCAGUUGACCAACCAGAUGUUGUCGUAUGACCAUGAUAAAAAGUGCCAAAUAUUCCAGUUUAUGUUGGUUUAACUUUAGCUUCUUAUUUCCUUAUGGUAAAAUUUGUUAGCUGUUACAGGAACAAGGCUGCUUGCUUCCAAGCCCUACAAUAGCCUGGCCUAAACCUAACUUGGUAGCAAAGUUUGUCCUGCUUGCUACCUACUAUAAUUGUCAGUAUCCCCAAAGAAGAAGAGGAACACAAGUAAACAGUAGCAAAAGUCAUUGCUUAGUACUACCCAAGACCUUAGCAUCUUUGGUUAUCCCCUCCCUGUGAAUUGAUUGCCUUCUCUGUAAACUGGAUUUUGAUAUAAUAAUAAUAAUAGUAAUAAUAAUCUUAUUAUUUAUACCCUGCCCAUCUGGCUGGGUUUCCCCAGCCACUCUGGGCAACUUACAACACAUGAUGAUGAUGAUAAAAAAAAUAUUAUUUAUACCCGAUACAGGGUUGUCUAAAAAUCUAUGAAAGUUAAUUUCAUUGGGUUUCAAGUAUCAGCUACCUAAUUUGUAACUAGCAUGAGUAAUAAAAACUAUUGAUGACUGGCAAAGCACUUCUGGCAGGUGUUAGGGGUUGGGGGUGCUGCUGAAAGUGCAGCAAGGGCACAUGCUACUGCCAGCAAUAUUCUUGCCUGCAAUAGCCUAUGUAUGGCUUCAGAAUGGUCUGGAGCAGGUCGAGCUAUCAUUUCUUGGUUAGUGGCCUGACUUGGGUGUAUAUUUACUGCUUUGGAGUCUGCAGCUUUAUCAGUGGGAUGUUCUGUGAGUUAUGGACAUUCAUCUAAAAUACAUGUUUCCAGGCACUUGGAGCUAAUAAGCUGCUAAAAAUUAAUUUCUAGAGCUAGUGAAGAGAGAUGCCAUUGGUCUUGUUACUCCUACAAAAAAAAAGUUUUGUGUUUUUUUUUAAAAAAAACUCUACUGAUCUUCAUUUGUGUUAACAUGAGAAACAUCUUUCUGCUACAGGACUUAUGCGAGAUGAUACAGUGUAUGAAAACGAAGAUGUGAAAGAAGCGAUAAGGAGACUUCCUGAAGAUGUACGUAAUGAGAGAUUAUUUCGCAUCAAGAGAGCGUUGGACUUGUCCAUGAGGCAACAAAUACUUCCGAAAGAACAGUGGAUAAAAUAUGAAGAGGUAUGGUUGCAUACCCAUAUAAUAAGAGUCAACCCAGUUUUCUAGGGAAGGCUGGUUGUAAGCGAACAUAAAUAUUAUAUUCAGCAUAAAUAUUAUGUUCUCCCAUUAAUAGGAGUUUUCUGGAAAUCUUUGUAUCAAAUCUUCCAGUGCCCUAAAGACUCAAUUAGGAUGUAGCUUAGCAUAUUCAAUAAGUAUAGUUGGAUUUUAAUUAACACUUCGGUUUAUAAGUAGGUGUGUGAGAGAGAGAGAAUUAUACAUGCACACUUCCUGAGAAUAAAUACAUGAAAAGGGAUAAUUAUAAUUUGAAACUGCUCAAUUUUGCUGGUCUAGCCAUUCAUUGUAACCAACUAUGAAAUAAUGCAUUUUUUAGAAAUGGAAAACUUUCCACAGAAAAAGUGUAGUAGUGGGAAAUUUUCCAUCCCACAUCAUUGUUUCCUUGUCAGACAACAUAAGAUACUGGAUUUAACUAAGUCAUGAUUUAGUCCCAUUGAAAUCAAGUAAGUUAUUUAUCAUGACUUAAGUCCCAUUGAUUUCCAUUGUAUUAAAGCAUGACUGACUUAAGUAUGACUUUAAACCACUGAAUGGUGUCUGUUCAUAAUAUUGAUUAUUACUUUGAUGAAUUGAGUUGAGUAUUGGUUAACUCUUGUGAUGCUAAUCUAAGGCUGUAGAUUAGCUUCUGGGUGGAUGGAAUGUUCAUGGCUCAAUUCAGAACUUUGAGGGGAAUAGAACUUGCAGAAAACCUACUCUGUGAUUCUUCAGCAAAAACAUGGCUGGGAGGAGAUAAGGGAACACUCACACUUUUCACUCACAGCACAUGAGUGGAAACAGGCCAUGUGAGCAGUCUGCCAAAAGACCCAGCAGAUCUAGAUCACAGCCAGAAACUUGCAUGUGAUUGUGAUAACUGAAUGCAUCUUCGAACAUAAUGUGGUUGAGACAACUUAUCUAUAGAAAUCAAGUCUUCCCUGCUGAUCACGUCUUGCUUUGGGAGGAUAUAUUUGUCUCCUUAUUAAUCUGCUGUUUGUCAGGUUUGGUGCAGUAAAAAAUAAUUUUAUGAAACUUAAUAGUGCAUAAUCAGGUACUUUAUACAUGACUUGUAGUAUUAACUACCUUGAGUCUUGCAGGAGGGGUUAUAAUUCUAUCUCCAUAUUUUUUAAAAAAAUGGUUCUCUGUUCUGUCAUAGUAGAGCAUGAUCAAAAUAUAGAAUCCAAGGGCAGUGUUGUGUAGAGAAGGUCAAGCUUUGUCAUAAUCUGCCCCAUAAGAAUCUGUAAAACAAAGUAAUAUACCGUAUUUUUCGCCCCAUAGGACGCACCGCCCUAUAGGACGCACCUAGUUUUUUGGGGGGGGGGAAAUAAAGAAAAAAAAUUAUUUCCCCCCCAGGCACGGGGCUGGCGCGGGGGAAGCCCGAGCUUCCCCCGACCCCAACCCCCAGAAGAGCCUGCUAUCCGCAAGCCUAGGGAGCCACGCCAGUCUACCCAGGCUUGCGGACAGCUGUGCGAAGCCCGGGCGCGCUGAGACUUCCUAUACAAUACCUAUACAAUACAAUACCUCGGGUUACAUACGCUUCAGGUUACAGACUCCGCUAACCCAUAAAUAGUACCUUGGGUUAAGAACUUUGCUUCAGGAUGAGAACAGAAAGUGGCAGCAGCGGGAGGCCCCAUUAGCUAAAGUGGUGCUUCAGGUUAAGAACAGUUUCAGGUUAAGAAUGGACCUCCAGAACGAAUUAAGUACGUAACCAGAGGUACCACUGUACUGAGUGAAAGAUGUCUAGAGGUGUAUCAGUGUUAUUUGCAAAUCUAGCUGCAGCAAACACAAAUCCAGUAGCAACUUAAAGACUAACAAGUAUUAUGGCAUAAGCCUUCAUGAACUAGUCUUCUAGUCAAUGGAAAUUUGUGCUAUGAUAAAUUUGUUAGAGUCAGUAGCACCCUCAAAGCUCUUGAUUUUUGGUGGUGAAAAAUUUCUUAACAGACGCUUGACUUAUUUCAGGGCUUAAUUGUAAACAUGUUUAAACGCAAGACUCAAAAAAAUUGAUUCUGUAUGACAGUUUCAGUAACCGAUAAGAUGUUUCGUAGGGCAGAUGCAUGUACUAAUCACACAAAUUUAGGGAAAUGACUCUACAAGUAAUAAUUGUAGCAGGAAAGACCAGUUGGUGAAUUAAGGAUUAAGCAUUUUAAAUUUAGGUCUGCCUGCUCUGUUCCUAAAAUGGUGGUGAAGUAUCAGAUAAUCCAUGUCACUGUUGAUGCUGCUCUUACAAAAAGAUGCCAGUAUGAAAUGUCCAAUAUCCUUAACUCUCUCUUUUCUUUUUUUUUAGGACAAACAUUAUCUUGAGCCAUAUCUGAAAGAAGUCAUCCGUGAAAGACUUGAAAGAGAAGAGUGGGAAAAGAAAUAG
Molecule: messenger RNA, 7129 nt
Organism: Podarcis lilfordi (Lilford's wall lizard)
Lineage: Eukaryota; Metazoa; Chordata; Lepidosauria; Squamata; Lacertidae
Source: the annotation of a GenBank genome assembly